AUGGCGACCUUCCUCCUCCCCGGGGUGACCUCCGCCCCGUGCACCCCGGUGCCUUCGUCCGGGGCAGCUCUCCAUGCGGCGCCUGCCGCGGCUCCACGGGCGCUGGGCCUCUGCCUGACGCUGGCCGUGGCAGGACACCUGAGCCGUGGCCGGGUGCUGCGCGGCCGCCGCGGCAGCCGCGGCCGGGUGGGGCGGAGGGCACAGCGUCCCAUCAACGCCCGGGAUGGCAAAACCAUCCCCCAGGGAGGCAGUUGGCUGUUCCCAGCCGUGGAUGAUGAUGAACUCUAUGAGGAGAUGGAGAAUGAGUUACCACCCAAGAAGUCCUUGGAAGAUUCGGUGUACUGUUGUUGGGUCACACCGAAGAAAAAGGCGUCCGAGCUCUUUGCAUCUUGGGCAGAGGAUGAGGCAGACGAUGAACAGAAGGAUAUGUUGUUGAACCUGAGUGCCACUGAGAUGAAGAAGGGCUGGACUAUUUGGGGCCUGUGCCAUUCCGAAGAGGACCGAGGACCAGGUUUCUACAUCGUACCACCCUGCGAACCGGAUGCCUUGGUGGUGGUGGAAGCUGUGGAUGAGGAUAAGAACAACAUCCAGCACCUGGCGGUCAGACCCUCGAAGAUUGGUGACAGGACCAAGCAGGCCUUUUUGGAUUGGAUCGAUUCGCUUAGACCCAAGGUGGUCGUGGUCAAGAGACCUCCUGAGUUGUAUGCCUUCGGCUUGGGUGUGGAUGGCGAUGGCAAAGGGACGCAGAUGGGCGAUGGACCCAAGGUCAGCAAAGGUUUUUGUCAAAAGGGAUGGCCAGUUCCGGCCGCCCAACGCUUUGUGCUGUGCCCCGUCGGCCGCGCGAUUGCUGUCGCAGCAAACGAGAAACGAUAUGACGAAAACGCGUCAAGGAAGAAUGGCACCCAAGCAGAAACGCGCCUGGCGCGAGGUCUGAAACAAAGCCGCUGGUGGUGGAGGUUAGAGUUACAGGAAUCCGCCGCCUGCAAGAUUGAGGCCUUGUCCUCUGAAUGGCGGUGGUUGCCACUGGUGAGCGAAGGUCAUUGUGCAGUGGUGGGAAGACAUUUGCAACAAGCCCUAUUUGAGGCGUGGCUCCCCUGUCCACAGCAUGCCUGCAUCUCACGCAGAGCCAUUGAGAUCUACUGGGAUCCCAAUGGAGAGGCAAAGUUGGUUGCCUGCGGCUCCAAUCCUGUGCUUGUAGAUGGCGUGCAAGUGGAAAAAGGUGCGGGCGGUGCUGCACGGCUACUGCCGGGCUCGGAGAUUUGUUUCGCCUAUGACGGCAAGGUGUUGUUGCGCUUGCGCUACCUGGCCUUUGAGAGUUGCAGUUUCACCCCUCAAUGGGGGAGCAGAGAACGAAAGCUGAAAGCUGUGCGGCAGCGGAGGCUGAGGAUGCCUCACGCCAUUACAACGAGGCGCUCAAGCGCCCCAAAUAUUGGUGGUGAGGGAAGCAUUGGUACCAUGGAUGCAGCCCGUGGUUCCAUCAAGAUUACCAGCAAGAUCUUUGUCAACAAGGAAAGGGAGGAGACCCGAAAGGCACGUGCUGAGGCCGUGAAAGCAGCCCAGUAUUGCAAUGCCACGACCACCCCGCUUCGCCGGUGCACCACGCGGAUCCGCGUGUUGGGGGAGCGCGGCAAGUGGGACGAUGGCCUCGUAGAGCUGGAGGAACUGCGGAGGACAUCGAUUCAGCCAGAUGCUGCUGUCUACAGUGCCCUGGACUGGUUGAUUUAUGGCGCCCUGGUGGUCGCGAACGGCCGGAAGCAACACUGGCAACGAGCACUGCGGAUGGCUCUGGCGUGUCCAGGAAAUCUCAUCCUUCGCAACGCGGCCGUGACCGCCUGUCCCUCCUGGCGCCCCGCGCUGCAGUGGCUGCGGGACUUUGGGACCGCGGCUGCGCGGAGAGACGUCAUCAGCUACACAGCCGGUGUCAAGGCAUGCAGUGAACAGUGGCUCUUUGCUUGCGUGCUCCUGGAAGAAUUCAAUACCCAGCAUUUGCAAGGGAAUUCGAUCACCUGCAGCUCUGCUCUGGGGGCUUGUGGAGUUUGGGCUGCGGGGCUAUUGAUGAAUGCGCACCACCAGGCAUUGCAGAUGAAUGUUGUUUGCUACAGCUCGGCGAUGGCUUCGGAGUCGCCAGGCGCCAUGGGAACAGUUGCAUCAUGGCUCUUCUCCUUGGCGCUGCUGCAAGGGAUGAGGCAGAGAAGUGUCAGGCGCAACGUGAUUUUCAUGAAUUCCUUGUGCAAGGCAUGUGGUGAAAGCUGGGAGGUGGCCAUCCAUCAGCUGGGCUCCAUGCGCUGCCAGAGCUUGGCUGUCGACAGAAUCGGCUCCAACUGGGCCAUUCAACGCCUGGCCACGGAGAGCUGGCAAAACGCCCUACGAUGCAUGGAAGACAUGCCGUCGCAGCAGCUGCAGUGCGAUCAGAUCACGUUCAGCUCGGCCAUGGCCUGCGGCUUUCAGGGGCAUUGGCAGAUUGCCUUGGCACUUCUGGAUCAGAUGCCCCGUCUACGGCUGUCCAUCGACAGCAUUUCCCUCACCGUGGCAUUGAGCGCAUGCGGUGGUAACCUGCAGUGGCAGCGGGCGCUGAUCAUGUUGAUGACCCACGUGGCUCAAAGUUGUCGAGUGGACGAAGCCUGCUAUGGCUGUGUUGUUGCAGCCUGCAGUGAUGCCAGUGGCUGGCAAGCAGCGUUGGCAGUGCUGGAGGCAAUGGGUGCCGCAUCCCUGCAGCUCUCGGCCACGUCCUAUGGCUCUGCUGUGACCGGCUGCGAGUGGACGCUGGCGCUGGCGCUGGUGGCGGCCAUGGCGCAGCGGCAGCUCGAGGCGCCCGGCUGGACGAAGGUGGCUGCCUGGCAGCUGGCACUGGGCGCCUCCGAAGGCUCGGAAGGCUCCGUGGCUGUCGCGCUCAGUGACGGGCAUCAGUGGCAGAUGGGUCUCACUUGGCUGGCACAGCUUGUGCAAAGCCGCAUCCAAGCCGAUCUGGCAGUCUACAGCAGCUCCAUUUGCGGCAGCGGCUUCGGAAGCGCCUGGCAGCGCGGGGUGCAGCUGCUACGUGGCUUGGAACAGCAGAGGCACCACGACGUCCUUUGUUUGAGCAGCGCGAUCACCGCCAGCGACGCUGGACACAGCUGGAGAAGCGCCGUGCAGCUGCUGUGGCAGGCAGCUGGAACCAGGGAGACAUCAUUGGAUCUAAUGGCCUACCGUGUGGCCUGCCGCGCGCUGGAUGUCUCAGAGAAUCCCAGGCCCUGGAGACUAGUCUUGGGUCUCUUCAAUGACCUUCAGGAGUUCUCCUUGGAUGCCGAUUUGGCGAUGCACACCACGGCCACCAGGUCUUGCGAGGACGUGGACCCAGCUCCGUUUCCAGCGAUCUCAGCAGCACUGGUCAAAACGGCCAUGGACGCUUUGGGUGGCGGCGAAACAUCGCGACCGUUGCUGGCUAUGGCCGGAGUUUCAUCCGUGACUGAAGCAGUGGAUAGGUUGAACAGCGGCAAGGCCAAAUGCUCCGAUGGCUUGUGCAUCGUCGGCUCGAGCGAGAAGGAGGGCUCGAUUGAACUCCCCCUCCACGUGCGGCGGGUGCCGCCGCCGCCGGAGAAAUGCGAAGCAAAAGCCCCGAAAGCCGAGGAAAGCCCGGCGGAGCUUGAUGUGGACGGCGACAGCAACACCUCGGGGGUGGGCGAAGCAAAGCUGUGCUUACCGUCUGCACGCUGGACAUUGUUGAGUUCCCUGCUUGCCAGCAUCUUUAUGUUUAUGGGCUUGUUAGCCUUCAGUUUCUCUGAACUCGGGCUGCCUGGUUUGCCUCUAGAAUUUGGGCCUCAGCUGCUGCUGCGCGUCGCCGGCUGGGCCUUCAUGUUCUAUCUGCCAAUCUUUGUGGUGUCAGCCCCCUUGGUGCGGAACUACGCGAUGUGGGCCUUGAGGCCCGAGCAAGCUCUGUCGGAUGCCUGGCCAGACAGCGCGGAGCGAGGUCGACUGCGUCGGCUGCUGCGGUGCUGCGGCGUGCCACUGGCGCUGAACGUCUCCUGGGCGACGAUCUGGACCCUGCUGAUCUGUGUUCCGGUGAGGGACGGCGAUCAUUUCGGUAUGUUUCCAGUCUUCGUCCUGGGCAACGUCUUGAGUCUCCCAACGGGCAUUCUGCUGGUGUCCCGCUUGGGUCCUGCCGUGCUCUCCAAACAUUAUGCCUUGAUGACUGCGCCUUCCUGUGUGUUCUUCCCAAUCUUUGGCUUUGCCGCAGUGGUCGCUGGCUACAUCACAUUGAGACGUAUCGCAGGGGUGUGGAUUGGUAUCCUGAUGCCAUUGGUACUCAGCAUCUAUGAGUUUCUGGGUACCAUACUGGUGGCCAAGAUUUUCAUACUGAAGUUUUUGACCAAGCGGAAAGUGCGUGAGAGCUACGCCGGAACCAAUCAAGGUGUGAUCGUGUCCAUAGCGAUCUGCAACCUGCACGCCUUGGCAGAAGGGGCUCGCUUGACCCUUCUAUAUGUUGAUGGCUUCGAGAACCCAAGCCCCAGCAUUUUGAUUCCCAUCGUCAGCGGCGUGCUGUGGAACGUCCUGCUGCGAAUUGGUUUCAUGGACAGGUGUUUGCACUUGGUCUCCUGCCAACGAUGGAAACCCAACAACUGCAGCAAGUUGCUGCGUGAAUCCGGCUAUUGCAUGGGUUAUCCGCGUUUCGGCGCCAUUGGCGCCCUGCUCUUGGCUCGGCUUUGCAUUGGCACGGCCUUACCAUUGGAGUCCCCAAGGAUGCUGCUCUUGCUGGGGGUCCUACUGGCAGAAGUGGUGGAGGACCUCCUGAGCUGCGCGUUGUGGCACCUCAACGUGAACUUAUCGCCCAGCAGUUCUUCACUCACCGCCUCAGAGGUGGAGAAAAUCUCCCGGGGAAGGCUGGCGCGACGAUUAGCUUCAGUGCUGCCGUCCACCGACGUGUCGCUGUCGGUGUCACCAGCACCACCAUCCAGACCGGUGUGUUCCAGCGAGUUUCUCCCGACCAUUCAGUGGAAGGUGAGAGUGGUGGACGAUUUCAUUUAUGGUCCGGAAGACUUUGGCAAAUUGCCAUUUUGGGCCCAUUUGUUGCCUACUGCACUGGCCCAGUUUCACACCAUUCUGGCGAUGAUCGUUUUCUCCAACGGUCCGUUGUACAUCUUAGGCGAUGCGAUUGGACUUGGUCCAUACACCGCCAAGGUCUUUUGCCCGGCCGACUGCCAGUACUUCUUGUUGUACCGCAAGGGGUGCAAGGCUGCAGCCUUAGCAGCUCGGGAGGUUACCGGGCCGCGUCGAAGCUUGGCAUGGACGCCUCCGGAAGAGGCCUUUUGCGAACUUCGAUGUCUCCAAGCUGAGGGCAUGACGCGGGCUGAAUUGCAGGCAUUGCCGCUGGAGCACCGGGAAAUGCCAGCGCCUUUGGGAUAUAGUUUCAUCAAAACGGAGGUGUUGUUACGAGAGCCCUCGAACGAUCCACAGAGUUUGCAUGGUCUAUUGCAGCUGCAUGCAGAGCCGAAAGUGUUGAGCCUGACGAUGUUGCAAAGACGGGCAGGCGUUGCAGUCUACAUCGACGAGGAGGAACUGGUUCCCGGCUUCGCACGGAGGCUUCAACAGGGACAGGUGCUGAUUGUGGUGAAGCAAGAUGGAAGCACACAGCGAACUGUGCUGGUGCUUCAGGCGCAAGUCACCCCACUGGAAGCCCCGUCUGGCUUGGUGUGA
Molecule: messenger RNA, 5670 nt
Organism: Cladocopium goreaui
Lineage: Eukaryota; Dinophyceae; Suessiales; Symbiodiniaceae
Source: the annotation of a GenBank genome assembly